AUGGAAAAAAGCAGCAGCUUGUACAAGAGAACAGUGUCUCUGAAGUUGAGGAAGGUCAUCCUGGUAUUCGACCCACAAACCACUGUACCCUCUGAGCUUGAAGGUACGAAGACGAGGGGCGGAGAUGAGCUCGAUCCUAGCAACGUCGCAAAGUUCGCCGAUGUCCAAACACUGGAGGUUGUUGCCAGAACAGACUCUUAA
Messenger RNA from Linum trigynum, 201 nucleotides. Lineage: Eukaryota; Viridiplantae; Streptophyta; Magnoliopsida; Malpighiales; Linaceae. The record is from the annotation of a GenBank genome assembly.